Messenger RNA from Capsaspora owczarzaki ATCC 30864, 1957 nucleotides. RefSeq lists its product as hypothetical. The transcript is spliced from 9 exons. The record is from RefSeq and is a predicted model, not a curated record. Bases 68 to 1840 code for a protein of 590 amino acids. NCBI's taxonomy places the organism in Eukaryota, Filasterea, Ministeriida, Capsasporidae.
CUCUUUUUUUUUUCUUUCUUCUCCUUUUUUUUUUUUUUUCUUUCGUUGUCGUUGUUGUUCCAGCGCAAUGUCGAAUCGCAAGUCCGGCGAGACAGUGCCGCUGCUGCAAGGCGAACCGCAGGGCUCUCCGCGAACACAAUCACAAUACUACAACAACAAGCUGAAUGAGAGCACAGUGAGCGCCAAGUCGCUGUCGCAGAGCUUCCAGCAGUCUGCGAGCUCGAGCAGCGCCGCCGCGACCAACGCUUCGCCCGCGACCCCCGCGCCCACUGGCUGGCGCAAGGCCGUUUCCGGCGAGGGCUUCAAGCUCGGCAUGCUGCUGCUGACGGUCGUUCUCAUCGGCACAACCAACCGCGUGACAUUCAAAAUCAUGCAGUACGGCAACACCAACUACAUGUACUUUGUCUCGCAGUUCACCUCGUUCAUCUUCAUCCCGAUCUUCUUCGCCGUCAUUCUGUUCAAGCGCCUCUUCACCAACGACAUCACUCCCGACCAACUGGCCUUCCCAAAGUACAAGUUUGCCGUCAUGGGCGGCCUCGACACGCUCCAGGGUCUGUUCAUCACUGUCGGCGGCCGAAACGUGCCCGGCAUGAUGCAAAACCUGCUCUUGCAAGGCGCCGUCCCAGUCACCAUGCUUGCCUCCAUCAUCUUCCUGCGUCCAACUGGUUGCGACAACUGCAAAAAGAUGCGCAAGGUCCUCACCACGCGCAAAAUCAGCUUCUCGGAGCAGUCUACUCUGCCAACCCUCAAGUGCACUGACGACGAGUGCAAGAGCUGGGCCUCGCUGAACGGCACGAACGUUCGCAACGGCGACGUGAACGAGCUUACUCGUGUGCUCGACAACGAAAUGCCAUCCACCCUCAAGCCCCAGGUCACGCUCUACACUAGUGCACAGCCCUGGAAGGAACAUCUCAAGUCCUUCUACAGCGUUUGGCAAUACGUUGGCGCUGUCAUCAUUCUUGCUGGUCUCGUUGUUUCGGUCUGGCCCGCUGUUUCUGGCGGCGAUGGUGGUGGCCCAGUUGCGGACGACAUGCUCUUCUUCACUGCUACUCUCCCUACGGCUCUUUCUGGCGUGUACAAGGAGAUUGCCUUCCGCUCCUGCGAUGACAUGGAUGUCUGGUACCUGAACGGCUGGGUCUCGGUCUUCCAGUUCCUGCUGGGUCUUCCUUUGGCACCGCUCGCUGCAGUCAUGUCCGAUCUUGCCGUCACUGACAUUCCCAGCAAUCUCUGGGAGGGUAUCGAGUGUCUCUUUGCUGCUCACAACACGAUCGUUCCUACCAACUCGUCGAGCUCCUGCGUUACCUUCUCCAACUGCACCACCAAUUGCUGCGAUUCUUGCGACGGCUCCUUCUCUGAGGUCUCUGCCCUUCCCGCUUACGGUGGCAUGCUCAUGUAUCUGUCUGCCAAUCUCAUCUAUAACGUCGUCCUUGUCAUGGUUAUCAAGUACGGUAGCGCUGCGUUGAUGUAUGUGGCCAGCACGGCUGUGCUCCCUCUCGGCGCCAUCUGCUUCACUAUUCCCGCCUUCUUGGGCGAUCACGCAAAGGACUUUACCGUGUACGACGGCAGCGGUCUCGGCAUUGUGCUCGCUGGUUUGAUUGUUUACCGCUUUGUCGGCGGCCUCAUGAAGAAGCGUCAACAAGUACCGUCAAAGGCUUUGAUCUCCAUCAACAUGACCGAGCCUACAAUGAUUGAAUCCGAUCAUGUUCGGCAACAGGAGAAAUUCAAGCCACGAACAGCAGCUCGUAUGCGCAGCGACCUUUACAUGCGCCUUGGUGUACAAACUCCGCCCCCGCAACAUAUGCGGAUUAACAUGGAGACUCAGUACGACACCGACGCAUAAGCGACCUUUGUUGGUUUCUGUUGUUUCAUUUUUUUUUUCCCCCUUUCUUUCUUUCUGUGUUUGUUGCCUUCAUUCCGAUUCCCGUUUUGAAAUAACAAUCUCCCCAUCCCCUCGAUU